CGGCGGCGUGGGCAGGCGGCGGGAGGGGCCGAGCGUGUGUCGACGCAGGCAGGGGCCCCUGUUUAUUACAGCCUGGUGCGGGGCGACACAUCGCAGCUGGCGAGCUGGCAGUCCUCUCCUGAUAUCGGCAUUGCACACAUCAUCACUACUACUACGACCACCACCACCACCACCGCCACAGCAGCAGCAGCAAAGCACAGCCCGGCCCGGGGACCGAACACAGACGCACGGAGGAGAAAAGCAGCAGCAGGUUAACAAGAUGGUGGCGAAGCAGAGGAUUCGCAUGGCAAAUGAAAAGCACAGCAAAAACAUCACGCAAAGAGGCAACGUAGCCAAAAGCACGAGAAACGCUCAGGACGACAAAGUCUCCGUCGGACCCUGGUUGUUGGCGCUGUUCAUUUUUGUCGUCUGUGGGUCAGCGAUCUUCCAGAUUAUCCAGAGUAUCAGGAUGGGGAUGUAAACUGCAGUGACCAGGCCUCUGUCCUUCGAACCCGAGCAUUCCAGCCCCCGCCCCCCCCCCGAACACUGCACAGCUCCCGGCUGUCCUCAUCAUUCCCGUGAUCGUCAUUAUUCCCGUUCCAGCUCCCGGAGUCUGGGGUUCCUUUGGGCCCCUUUGUGUGGCUGACAGGUCUCCCCCCACCCGUGCCUUAAAUUGUGUAACGAAAGCCAUACGAUUUGUAAACUUCACAUUCCAGUCCGGGACCAUGAUCGAGUGUCAUAUGCUGUAGAUUCUGGGUUGCGUUGUGAUUGUGACGCAAAAGCUUUCUCCGCCCCGUUUGUACGACCUGCUUUGUUAAGACUUCUUCCCCUCCUGCUUUCUUUUGAUUCCUCUACAGUCCACCUGUGUCUGAUUUCCUCUUUAUUUUAAAAGAAGGAUAGUAUGUUUAAAAGAAUAACGAUGAUUUGCUUCUGGCGUCUGCCUGCGUCCACUCUGCUGGGCGCUGGGACGGGCACGGCUGCCGUACACACCACUGUCCGGAGCCCGGAGCACCUGCUGGGCCGGACGCCUCCCAGGGCGUUCCCGGAGUCCGAGACGCCGAGAACCACCCACGACUGCGGCUUGACUGGAAGCAAGUAGCAGUCCUGGUUUUUUCUUUCCUGUAGUAUUUAUACCUCUCCUGUGAUGUAGGCGAUCAACCGGAGGAUUUGAAUUGAAUGAAAGGGACAUCAAGACGGCAAAUGUUUGGCUUGCACUCUUUGUACAAUCUGCAAAAAAAAAAAAGAAGAAUUGUGUGUUUGUUGCCAUUUCAAGCCCCCAAAACAAAUAAAAGAUGAAAUUAAAACUGG
Lepisosteus oculatus (spotted gar) is the source of this 1287-nucleotide messenger RNA. RefSeq names its product stress-associated endoplasmic reticulum protein 1. Lineage: Eukaryota; Metazoa; Chordata; Actinopteri; Semionotiformes; Lepisosteidae. The record is from RefSeq and is a predicted model, not a curated record. Gene Ontology annotation, cellular component: endoplasmic reticulum. Gene Ontology annotation, biological process: endoplasmic reticulum unfolded protein response.